Molecule: messenger RNA, 2833 nt
Organism: Culex pipiens pallens (northern house mosquito)
Lineage: Eukaryota; Metazoa; Arthropoda; Insecta; Diptera; Culicidae
Product: BSD domain-containing protein 1-A-like
Exons: 4
Coding region: 789-2096 (435 amino acids)
Cellular component (GO): cytoplasm
Source: RefSeq, a predicted model, not a curated record
GUUUACGUCGGGAAUCUUUUUUCCUCGCGAAAAAAGGAAGUUAAUCGGCUCCGUUUCCGGCUGUGAAACCUCUAGCAGGUUGGAAAAGUGAUAAUAAAAAGGCUGAACAGAAAAUCAAGUGUAACAAUCUGCGUUUCGAAGACAACUUUCCAAUUUUUCAACUUCAAAUUGCUUUUUGCGUCAUUGUUCAUUUUUUCCUCUUUCGUGGACACCAGUCGACAUUCGCUGCAAACGUCAAACUCGAAAGCCUCUUGUUGACAAACUCCGCCACACUUCAGCUGUGUGUGUUGUGGGUUGGUUGGUCCACAAAGCAAAGAGGUGGUCCAGAAGCAAGGAGGGAGUUUGGGGUGGAAAAGUGUAAAGUAAUUUUUCUCUUUCGUGUGUGUUUUUUUUUUUCCUGGGUGCAAAAUAAUCCAGUUCUGCUGCUGCUGGCACACUAGUCUAGCCAGGCCCUGUCUCUUUCUCGCGUGGCCCCCUUGUUCCAACCUUAGUGUGUUUACCCAUAAGAAACCAGAAGAGGAGGAAAAAACUCGGAGUGAAUGAUCUAAGAUCUGCCGAAUGGUUCAAUAAUUGAUGCACCAGAACAAGCCUCCCGUGCUGCUGGAUUGCUAGAGUGUUGCGAAAUGUGCCUGUGAAGCAACAAGAAAAUAAAGAACGGAAGAAUCGGAAAGUCACGUAAUUUCCUAUCCGCUGCUGACUCUGCGACCAAUACUGUCCUCGUCGUUUCACCUGUGGAGAGAGAGCGUUCAUUUGCUUGCAGCAGCUGCCCGCGAUAAAAGUGUGUCGAUAUGGCAGACAAUAGCUCCACUGCCGGGGACAAGAGCCCGGAGAAAGUGUCCAGCCCCACGGGAAGUACCAGCUCGGCCGGAGGCAGCUGGUGGGGCUCCUGGCUGGACACGGCCAAAUCCAAGUCGGCCUCGGUGCUGGAAGCGGUCAAGAAUGACCUCACCGAGCUCACGACGGUCGUCAAAACAGAAGCCACCAGUGCCACGGAAGCGCUCGGUCGUUCCCUGAGUCUCACCGAGCCGGACUCCACCGUGGGAGCGAUGAAGAAGAGCUUCAGCAGCUUCCUCGGCCAGGUCACCGAAGCUCUCGUUCCAUCGCUGGAGGAAGACGAAGAAGCGGAAGAGGUGCUCAUCACCGAAGAGGGCGCAGAAACACUGACCGGAUUCUAUCGCCACCUAGCGGAGCUGCAGUCGAUGGACACGACCUAUCUGGAGGAGCCGGCGGACGAGCUGAGCGAAAAGUACAAACGCUGGAUGGAGGUGGUGGAGCAGGAGCAGUUUACCGAGCCGCGAUUGGCACGCCACCUGGCCAGCAGUACCAUCCUGAACGAGCAGUACGUGGCGUUGGUGCCGGCCAAGGUUGCGCACAUGGACUUUUGGAAGAGAUACCUGUUCAAGAAGGCCCUGCUAGAGGACGCCAUCGCCAACGCCGAGCAGGCCGAACGGAAGGCCAAAGCGGCGGUCGCCUCCACCGAGACUGUGACCCCCGCUACCGUAAUCGUCCAGACCGACCAGCCCAAGCGGACCAUCGAGGAAGAGCUCAUCCCGGACGACAUUGCCUGGGCCGAGGUGCCGGAGUUUGACGCCUCGAACAUGGAGCUUUCCGAGGAGGAGCAGGCUCGCCUGCUCGAGGAGUACGAACAGGAAAUUAAGGAACGCGAGAAGGCGAUCGCAUCCGGCCAGAUGGACUCCGUUGACGAAGCCCUGCUCAUCCAGUCGGACAUCGAAAAGACUCCCCAGAAGACGCCGGUGGCCAAGGCCGCCACGAAGGCUGCCAAGGGUUCGCCCAGCUCGGCCGCAACAACGAAGAAAUCAUCGUCCACAAACCAACAACAACCACAAAGUGCUAGCAACAAAACCGCAAACCAAAAAUCGUCCGCGCAGCAAAAGGGAGGAAAUUCGGCGACGAAAAAUGCCGGAAGUAGAACCGGAACGACCGCCACCGCCGCGACAAAUUCCAAGCAAAAGACUCCUGCCAAAAAGCAGCAACCGCAAAAUGAGUUAAAGAUUGAGAAGAACCACUUCACCAAGGACGACGUGUCCUCGUCGAAUUCGGACGAAAGCUGGGAGAAGGAGUUUGAUCUGGAAUGAGGUGGAUGGAGCGCGGUUUCUUUCGGCAUUCUCUAGAAUUACGGCGCAGAAUUGUGAUCGAUUCCUCUCUUUACAAACUGAACAGAACAGAAGCAAAUCUAUAUAUUUCGUAAUGUACUAGCCGUUUUCCUGUUCACAACCCACACAGUCCUUUGAGCGCGCAUUUUAACAAGAAAAAAAAAACGAAGAAUCACAACUGCUCUAAAUUUAACUAGAAACAAAAAAAACUCUUUCUCACUUUCGUUGUUGGAGGGCUGAGCAAAAGAAAAGCGAGUUUGGCAAGGAGAAAAUGAGAGUCUUUACAAAUAAUUUUCCGUUUUGUAAAUUUUAAAACACACGACAACAAAACAACAACAACAACAAACAAUGAAAAUAUCUUAAAUCCAAUUUAAGCUGUUAAUUAUUCGUAGGCAAAAGUGUAAUAACAACUAUGCGUCUUUACUUUAUCCUUUUUUGUUUUAUACAUAUACGAUUAUAAAUAUAUUCAUAUUAUAUUAUAUUUACUUUAACCUCCCCCGCGAUAAAGCAAAUAAAAAAGAAGAAAGAAAACAAUAGAAAACAAUUAUAGAAACAGCAUCGUUUUGAGGGUGUGACAAAAGAGAAGAAAAAAAGUCUCGGGAUGAUCUGCAGCACCUUUUACUGGUGAAGAAACGACGAUGGACUUGGACUCGUGAGUGUUUUCGUCUGAGAUAAAUUAUACUAUACAUAGUAGAGAAUGAUUUUAGUGUAAAAUAAAA